Molecule: messenger RNA, 417 nt
Organism: Cetraspora pellucida
Lineage: Eukaryota; Fungi; Glomeromycota; Glomeromycetes; Diversisporales; Gigasporaceae
Source: the annotation of a GenBank genome assembly
AUGAAUAAAUAUAUAAAUAUUGAUAAUGAUAGUAUGAGUAAUAUAUUUGGUUCAGAUAGUGAUUCUAAAAUUUUUAGAAAUGAUUCUGAAGUUAAAACUGUUAAAAGUCACAAUAUUAUGUUCUUAGAAUACUUAAACAAUACUAUUAAGCAAUUGAAAAAAGAAAUUAAGAAGUAUAGCUAUAAAAAGAUUAAGGCAAGCAUUAUUGUAGCAAAAGCAGCUAAGAAAGAUUGCUUAGAAGUUAGAAAAGAAAUGUAUAUAAAUGGGCAUGAGCAUGCAGAUGUAGUAGUUUAUUAUAAAAAGUUUUUGGAAAGAAUAACAGAAUUUGAAGCACAUAUGAAGAUAUUAGUUAUGGUUGCUAAAAGAAAAGCAACUAUUUUGCAAAAAAGACCAAGAGCAAUCAGUUCAUAUAAGUAA